AUGGCUACUCGUUGGCUCUUCUCAACUAACGCUAAGGACAUUGGUACACUUUACCUUCUGUUCGCUAUCUUCACAGGUCUACUAGGUACAGCAUUCUCAGUACUAAUCCGACUAGAACUGUCUGGUGCCGGUACACAAUUCCUAAACGGUGACCACCAACUAUACAAUGUGAUCGCUACAUCACACGGUAUUUUCAUGAUUUACUUCAUGGUUGUACCUGCUAUGGCUGGAUUCGGUAACUACAUGGUUCCUGUUCUAAUUGGGGCUCCUGAUAUGGCAUUCCCUCGACUUAACAACGUAUCAUUCUGGAUUCUACCACCUGCUAUCGUACUAAUGCUAGCAAGUGUAUUCGUAGAACAAGGAAUGGGUACAGGAUGGACUAUGUACAUGCCUAUUUCCGGUGUACAAUCUCACUCAGGUGGUUCAGUUGACCUUGCUAUCUUCGCUCUACACCUAUCAGGGAUUUCAUCUCUACUAGGUGGAUGUAACAUUAUUACAACAAUUAUUAACAUGCGAGCACCUGGUAUGACUCUGCACAAGAUGCCUCUAUUUGUAUGGGCUAUGCUAAUGCAAUCAAUUAUCAUUAUCCUAUGUAUCCCUGUACUUGCAGGUGCACUAACAAUGAUCAUUACAGACCGUAACUUCAACACUUCAUUCUACGACCCAGCUGGUGGAGGGGACCCUGUUCUAUACCAACACCUGUUCUGGUUCUUCGGACACCCUGAAGUAUACCUAAUGAUUAUUCCUGGAUUCGGUAUGAUUUCACACGUGAUUUCAGCAUUCUCAUCAAAGCCUGUAUUCGGUUACCUAGGUAUGGUUUACGCUAUUGCCUCAAUUGGUAUCCUAGGAUUUAUCGUAUGGUCACACCACAUGUACGCUGUAGGACUAGACGUGGACACACGAGCUUACUUUACAGCAGCCUCAAUGAUUAUCGCAGUUCCAACAGGUAUUAAGGUAUUCUCAUGGCUUGCUACAGCUUACGGUGGUACUGUUCGAUACACAGCUUCUAUGCUAUUCGCACUAGGAUUCGUAGCUCUAUUUACUAUCGGUGGACUUACAGGUGUUGUACUUGCUAACGCUUCAAUGGACGUUGCAAUGCAUGACACAUACUAUGUAGUAGCUCACUUCCACUACGUGCUUUCAAUGGGAGCCGUAUUCUCAAUCUUCGCCGGAUUCUACUACUGGUCACCUAAGUUCUUUGGUAAGGCUUACAGCGAAAAGCUAGCACAAAUCCACUUCUGGACACUGUUCAUCGGUGUAAACACAACAUUUAUGCCACAACACUUCCUAGGACUAGCUGGUGAAUAUAUUAAUGUUCCGCACUCUGAUCUAAUUAUGGGGCCUAUUCUGAUGAGUGCUAUUGUAGUCUCAUCAUAUCACGGACCUCACAUUCAACCCACAUUCCUAGUGGUGCCUGCACAUGUGUAUUACAAUGCAGGUGAGUCACGGGCUCAAAUUGUCAGUGACAACCGAGGUAUUCCGGUAGUCUAUCAAUGGAUUAACCUGAUUACAGGUGAAACAUAUAUCGGUAGUGCCGUUAACGGGGCUACACGACUAGAUAGCUACUACUAUCCAUCAAGUCUACUCAAGUCUCGUGCUCUAGAAUCGGCUCUAGCCACAUAUGGCCAUCACAACUUUACCCUAGCUAUUCUAGAACAAGUUGACACAUCAACAAAUACUACGGUUACACCACUAGGGCAAGUUCGGGCUCGAGAGCAGUACUAUCUUAAUCUACUGUUCAAUACAAUCCCUACACUCCUUAUCAUGAAUCUUUCUCCUACAUCUGGUACAACUACUGGAUACUCGCACGGUGAAGCUUUCAAGCUAGCACGUACGGGUCUACUAAACCCUAUGUACGGACGAGAGCUAUCACCUGAAUUCAUUGCACAACAAACAUGUGAUAAGACAGGUGCUAACAAUCCACAGUACGGUGUGGUAAAGUCAGAAGAAACAGUACGUAAGCUAACUAAGUAUGUAUAUGUCUACGAUGCUAACACACUAGAAUUUAUUGGUAAGUAUGGUACAGUAGAGUGCCUAAAGACUUUCCGAAUUGGAAAGGAUACUCUGCCUAAGCUACUAGCUUCAGGUAAGGCACACAAGAAUAUGCUGUUCCGACGAACAGAACUAACAUAA
This is a messenger RNA of Kwoniella shivajii, 2133 nucleotides long. Its product is annotated as cytochrome c oxidase subunit 1. Gene Ontology annotation, biological process: electron transport coupled proton transport; mitochondrial electron transport, cytochrome c to oxygen. NCBI's taxonomy places the organism in Eukaryota, Fungi, Basidiomycota, Tremellomycetes, Tremellales, Cryptococcaceae. Gene Ontology annotation, molecular function: cytochrome-c oxidase activity; DNA binding; heme binding. The transcript has a single exon. The coding region runs from base 1 to 2133 and encodes 710 amino acids. The record is from RefSeq and is a predicted model, not a curated record. Gene Ontology annotation, cellular component: membrane.